AUGGCGAGAAGUCGGUCAACACAACGCUGCCGAAUGCGUACAUUGGAAGACCACCCACGAAGCGGAAUCCUCCAACUUACACCGUGUCCGGCUAUGAAUCCGAUCAAGAACAACGGUGCACUUUUGGAAGUGAAUAAAAGCAUGCAGAAGGCCUGCCUCGAACUCAAAACUAUAUCGGGACAAAUCAAAGUGAUGCGGAAGAGGAUGGAGGAAGACGAGAGGGAUGAACAGGCGGCAAACGAUUGGAAGUUCGCGGCAAUGGUUGUUGAUCGACUGUGCUUGUUCAUAUUCUCAAUAUUCAUAGUUGUUUCAACAUGCGGCAUAAUGUUCAGUUCUCCUCAUCUCAUUGCGUGA
Messenger RNA from Strongylus vulgaris, 354 nucleotides. The record is from the annotation of a GenBank genome assembly. Lineage: Eukaryota; Metazoa; Nematoda; Chromadorea; Rhabditida; Strongylidae.